UGCUGAAAAAGCCUGGUUUUAUCUUUGUUAAAAUUAUUUUCAGCAGGCUUGGUGAAGAUGUAAACCUAAUGUAUUUAGCCUUGAGAAUCUUCCAAUUAGGUAUGGUGUGGUAUAAAUUUCACAUAAGGAAGCUCCCAAAUAAUGCAUAAAAUGUGCUUUCUUUCUCUAAAAGUGGGAUGUCAGAAGUUUGAACUCACCAGAAAUGAAGGAACUAAUUCAAAUAAAUAUCUCUGCAUAGUUUCUAGUAUGUUUCCCUACUAAUGGAAAGUAAAAAGAGUCUGGAUGCCCCAUAUCCAUAUAAGCACCUAUUCUGUGUAAUAUUUCUACCCUAAUAUGUCAGAACCCCAGCAUGUGAAUACAAAAUUCUUCUUCCCUUCAAACACUUUCCUUUAUAAACAAAGCAAGCAGGCUAUUCUCUGCUUGAUUCUUCGCUAUCAGAAGCUUCAUUCUCAUCAGCAUCUGAGCCACUAGCUUCAGAGUCGCUGGCGUCUUCUCCAGAGCUGCUCUCUGAGUCCUCCUUCUUCUUCUCUACAGCCUUCUUUUCGACUUCCUUGUUCUCAGCAGGAGCUUUCGUUUCAGGCUCCUUUGAUUUAGUAUCUACUGUGGCGGUUUUGGUCUCAGUGGCUGGGGCUUGGCUGGGCCCUUCGCUUUUCUUAGCUUUGUUAUCCAUUCCUGGACCACCCCCUUGCACGCUCUUUCUAGUUGCUGCUUGGUUUUUGUUUGCGUUAGAUCCACGAGUGUUGGCCAGCUUCUUAUUCUUGUCAGCUUUUUUAGCGUUUGAUGCAUUACAACCCAUUUUUCUUUCUGUUCUUUAAAUUAAUAUUAUCUUGAUUCAAAA
Moneuplotes crassus is the source of this 838-nucleotide messenger RNA. The record is from the annotation of a GenBank genome assembly. Lineage: Eukaryota; Ciliophora; Spirotrichea; Euplotida; Euplotidae.